Tetrahymena thermophila SB210 is the source of this 690-nucleotide messenger RNA. Its product is annotated as transmembrane protein, putative. NCBI's taxonomy places the organism in Eukaryota, Ciliophora, Oligohymenophorea, Hymenostomatida, Tetrahymenidae. The transcript has 3 exons. The record is from RefSeq and is a predicted model, not a curated record.
AUGUGUUUAUUUUUCUUCUAUCUUCAUUUUUUUAUUUUCAACAUUUGUUUUAUUUAUUUAUUAAUUCAUUUCUUAUUAUUUCAUAUUUUUUCUUCAUUUUUUCCUUCUAAAUAAAUAACUAACUAACUAAUUAGUUAUAUAUUUUUUCUUCAAUAUUCAAAAAGUCACAAUUUAAUUAGUGAUUAAGGUACAUCAAACUUUGGUUCUGCAAUAGUAAAUUGCACUAAUCUCUCAAACUUGACACUUAAUCUUAAGUAAUAACGGCUUAUUUGUUUAGUUUCUUUUUAUUUGAUUUUGUUAUCUUUUUCUUUUUAUUGUACUUGUGUUUAUUUUUCUUCUAUCUUCAUUUUUUUAUUUUCAACAUUUGCUUUAUUUAUUUAUUAAUUAAUUAAUUUCUUAUUAUUUCAUAUUUUUUUUUCAUUUUUUCCUUCUAAAUAACUAACUAACUAACUUAUUAAUUAAAUAUUUUUUCUUUAAUAUUUAAAAAGUAACAAUUAAAUUGGUAUUGAGGGUGCAAUAAAUUUAUGUCCUGCUAUAUAAAAUUGCACUAAUCUCUCAAAAUUGACACUUCGCCUUUGUGAAAAUACGAUCAAUAAAUCAUAAUAAUUGAAAGUAAAAAGCAAGUAUCUUAAAUCAAAAAGAUUAGUUGUCAUUCAAAUCUAAUUCUUAUCUUUUCUAUGGCCAUGGUGA